UAUUUGAUACAUUUUGUUGUAUUUUAUAUUAAUUUUCAAAAUAAAAUUUCAAUAAAAUUUGUUAUAUACCCAAAUAACUGUAAAAUUUACUCUGAUUCUUGUUAUUUUGUACCAAUACCUCUAUAAUUUGUUAUUUUACCUUGGUUCAUUUGUAAAAAAUUAUUUUGUUACAUUUAAACUAAAAACAAAUUUUCAAAUCACAACGCCAGCAGUUUUUUAAAUUUGAAUCAAUAUGCUUCAUCUAUAGAUUAAACAUACUGAACAUUUUAUAAAAAGUUUUACUCUAAAUCACCUUCGGUAUAUGAUAUUGUAUAUCAUAUUGGAUUUCUCAUAAUUUUUCAUUUCCCUUUUUCUAACUAGCCGUAUUUUAUCUUAGCAUAUGCCAGGAAAUAACCGGGCAUAUGCUAAGGUAAUAAUAUUGUUAUCCUUUAACAGAGCCUUGUCCUGACUUUUAUUUCAUUUGGAUAAUCGCACAAGUACCUAUUUCAUCGGAUGUACAACAAAAGUUGAUUUAAUAUAAACAGUAAUAUAGAUAGUAUAAAGAUGGAGUCGUCAUUUAUCACAGUUCUCGAAAGUAGUUUGGAUCCAGAGUCCAAAUACUUUAUGGAAGCUCAGAGAAAACUACAAUUGGCUAAAGAGUCGAACCUUCCAGAAUUCAUAAACGCUUUGUCAGAAGUUAUUGCAAACCAUGAAGCUGGAUCAGGACCGAGGUACCUGGCAGGUAUACUGCUAAAGAACUGUUUUGAGUUCAAGACUGAGGAGGAAAAGAUGAAUUUCUACAAGAAUACAAGUGCAGAUGUUCUGUACUACCUGAAGGUUCGUAUGAUAAAUGUUAUGAAAACGGGCGCAGAGUCUCAGGCAGUACUGGCAGCCUGCACAGUUGUGGCACGAAUCGCUCAGAUAGAACUCAGUACCAAGUCGUGGCCUGAAUUCUUUGACAUCAUACUCACGAUGGUCGACUCUAACGAUUUCAACCAGACUAGGAGCUCACUGAUCUGCCUGAGUUAUCUCAUUGAGGAUUUAUCAAACAUUUAUGAAAACCAGAACGUCAACUUGCUAAGUGACCUUGAGGUUAACCGACUUUUAACGUCUGUGAUCAAGGGCGUUUAUAUAGAGGAUCCACAGUCAUGCAAAAUGGCAUUAAGGUCUCUGCAAAAUCUGUUGUUCUUUAUAGAGAACAACAUGGAGGUUGACGCAGAACGAGAUGUUAUUGUGGAGGCUAUUUGUAGGAGGUGCUCUGAAAACAAUGACCUUGAGAUAAGAACUGCAGCAUUUGAUUGUUUAGUUCAACUAGUAUCAGAAUACUAUUCCAGGCUUAUUCCGUCACUGCAAGUCAUUGUACCGUUCCUUUGGCAGGCUAUAGAUUCGCAUGUUGAACAGAUUGCAAUACCGGCAUUUGAGUUCUGGAACACCAUUUGUGAAAUUGAAAUUCAAAGCGCCGCAAACGCUACUGAUAGGACCAGCUCAACAGUAAGGAGUGAAUCUACCGGUAAAAGUAAUAGAGAUGCAGUGGAAGGAUCUAUAAUAAAGCAGGUCAUCCCAUACUUGUUACCCAAGAUAUUGUUUACAAUGACACUGCAUAAGUUUGAGGAUAUGGAUGUUGAUACAUGGACACUACCGAUGGCGGCUGGGAUAUGCCUUUCAUUAUGUUCUCAGACCGUAAAGAAUGACAUUGUUCACUCAGUUCUAGAGUUUGUGACGGAGAAUUUUAAAAGCACUGAGUGGAAUAAGAGGGAGGCAGCAGUACUGGCUUAUGGGUACAUAAUGGAGGGUCCCGAUAGUGAAACUUUGAAAAUUCUAGUUUCCGAGUCGUUUGAUAAUCUGUGUGAUGUACUGUCAGAUACAUCAAUAGCAGUCAGAGACACAGCAGCCUGGACAAUUGGCAGAAUAGCAACAUUUCACUGCGAAGUCGUUCUGAACCACUUGGGAUCCCCAGAUGUUCCCAACUCAAAUUUAUCAAAGAUCGUCAGAGCACUAUUUGAUGUACCAAGAGUCGCAGUCAAUAUCUGCUAUUUUAUAAAUGAGCUCGCAGAACAUAUUAAUGACUACAAUAAAGGGCCUACAAAUCUACUGGAUUGUAUGUUCGCAAGACUGUGUGAAAUGUUGGUAAAUCGGAGCACAAUGGCUGAUACCUUGGAUCGCAAUUUAUAUGUAUCAAUAUACAGCAGUUUGUGUGCACUGAUUGCUGGAGUGUCAAACAACUGUUUGACUGAGCUUAUGGCACUAUUGGACCACUUUGUGGUAUUAGUGUCUCAAAUGAUAACAUCCGAUUUUAGUUAUGAGCAGAAACUUAAAAUACAGUCAGUUUUGGGAGCAAUCCAGGUUUUAGUAUCAAGGGUCGGGUUUGUCAAGAACCUUAACCUGCUCAUGAACAGCAUAUUUGAAUUUUUAUCAGUUGAGUUGGAUGAGGAGGCACUACUGACCCUGAGUGCUCUGGUGAAUGUGAUUGAGUUUGCGCAGAUUUUACCUUUCAUUCCCAAGAUUGUUGACGUAGUUUUAACGGGACUGCAGUCAGAAGUUGGAAUAUGUAAGAUUAGUAUAGGUUUGACGAGCGACGUGAGUAGGUGUUUGGAAUCACCGUUUUCCACCUAUCUCGACAGAUUCAUGACGAUUUUGAUUAAUAUUUUGCAAGAUGUAAAUGGAGAUAAGACUUUGAAACCUCUGAUCAUUGUAGCAAUUGGAGAUAUCGCGAUGGCAGUGGGAGGAACAUUCUCCAGUUACGUCCAGAAUACUAUGACACUGUUGCUCCAAGCAGCCACAACCACCUAUGAAAUGGGUCCAAUUGAUAACGAGGAUUGGAUUUACUUCGUGAAUCAGCUUCAGGAGUCCUCUCUUCAGUGCUUUACAGGCAUUGUGUACGGGCUUAAGGAAGGUGGAGCUCUUCAUUUGCUACGACCCUACGUCAGCUCACUGCUUCAAUUUGCACAACAGGUUGUUGAGACUCCAGACCCUUUCUUCGAUACCAAUUUAUAUAAACUUGCUGUCUCGCUCAUCGGUGAUUUAUCGUCAUCAUUUGGGAGUGACUUAUCCCGUCACUUGGUAGACUCAAAUUUAAUCAGAGGAAUUGAAAGUAGGCUAAAACAACUGGAGCUCGCUCAAGACCCGGGGAUAAAGGAUUGCAGAGAUCGAGUAGGGUGGCUGCACUCUACUCUGGCUAUUAACUGAUCCAUGCCGUAGUUAAUGUUGUAAACUUAAA
This is a messenger RNA of Theileria parva strain Muguga, 3196 nucleotides long. It is a transcript of the gene KPNB1, whose product is annotated as HEAT repeat family protein. The record is from RefSeq and is a predicted model, not a curated record. Bases 544 to 3165 code for a protein of 873 amino acids. Lineage: Eukaryota; Apicomplexa; Aconoidasida; Piroplasmida; Theileriidae. Gene Ontology annotation, molecular function: nuclear import signal receptor activity; small GTPase binding. Gene Ontology annotation, cellular component: cytoplasm; nucleus. Gene Ontology annotation, biological process: protein import into nucleus. The transcript has 3 exons.